This is a messenger RNA of Ceratitis capitata (Mediterranean fruit fly), 3911 nucleotides long. RefSeq names its product probable serine/threonine-protein kinase clkA. The coding region runs from base 1 to 2343 and encodes 780 amino acids. Gene Ontology annotation, molecular function: translation activator activity. Gene Ontology annotation, biological process: regulation of translational initiation. The transcript has 3 exons. NCBI's taxonomy places the organism in Eukaryota, Metazoa, Arthropoda, Insecta, Diptera, Tephritidae. The record is from RefSeq and is a predicted model, not a curated record.
AUGGCAAACAAUAAUGCGCCGAACCAUCAAUGUAGGAAUGGCGUUUCUGGCCAUAUAAAUUCUGAAAGCGUUGGUGGAAUGCACAACGUUGGUGACGGUGCCACAGCUGCAGUGAGCAACUUAAACGACGUCUGUAAUUUCUUGCAGCCAGCUAACCUAAACUCUGCCUUCAACUUGUCGCCAGGAGUUUGUCGAUAUGACCACCUUGUGGAAAUGAUACGCGGUCUUGAUCUGCAAGAUGAUGGAAUUAGGAUGAAUCAUAAGAUGAAGGCGAUCCGCUCGGACUUUUGUGUGCUAGUCCACGACGAAAACAUGUUGUGUGAAUGCAUGGACUAUAUUAAUGACAAAGCUUUAGCCGACGGCGAAAUGGCUUUAAAAUUUGCCAUGCUAUUUUCGUCGCAUAACUUUGACCAGCUAGCUAUGAAGGAUGUGAAAAUACGAAGUGCCAUGUUAAAGGUGCUCGAAGCGAAUUAUCUUAAUGCUGACACGUACCGCGUUCACGAUAAAGAACGCCUUUACAAUUCGAUUACAUUAUUGGGCGAAUAUUACAAUCGUGUACGCUUAGCAGAUCAGUCGCCGAUUACUAUAUUAGGCGAGUCAUUGUUGAGUUUGCUGAUUCGUGAAGUUAGUGGACUAGAGCCAAUAAAUGUAAAAUUAUCCAAAUUAAUCCUAUCACAAAUCACUCUAAAUGGAGAUAUUAUACGAGUAAGACAUAAAAACGAAUUAACACAAUUGCUCUACCACAUAAGGCGUAACUUGAUUGAACAACCAACGUUAAGUGCCACUGUAAAGGCACUACUGUUAAUGACGCUCGAUCUCUACUACAGUAACUUUACAAAUUUGGGUACGCAGCUAGAACAGAUGUAUACAAAAUAUCUGGUACAAGAUGUUGAAGAUGAGGGUAACAAUAAUAUUAAUAUCUGCGGGCAGUCCCAAUCACAAGCACUGCAACUAACAUCACAACAGCAAUUUACACUAAAGAAACCGCAGGAACAACUACAGAUGUCCAAAACAACAGUCGCUUCGUCAGAAGUUACUGAAAACACAGUUUACCAAAACGGUGAAAAUGAAAAUGUUUCAGAUGAUUUGCAAGAACCACAACAGUCAACCAAAAAAUGGAGUGAACAAGUAUGUGAAGAUUCAUUGUAUGAAAGUGAAUUUAGUAAUGAUUUUACCAGUCACGAUCACGACUGGAAAAAUGGGAGCGACGGUGCUCGAGGAGUUGACGCAGUAAUGUCUUGUCGAAUUAAUACAGAAAGGGAGAAAUCAAAUAUUUCUGGCAGUAGUAAACACCACAAUGAUGAGAGCUCGAACCGAAAUGCUAGACGGGCACAAAAACCACGCAACUCACCGAGACCGCUUAAACAUCAACAACAAGAGAGUAGUGAAAGGGAUAGCACGCAUGAUAAUCACCAGUUCCAAAAUAAUGAUGAACAGGAUGAGACAAAACCGCUCCCUCGCUGGCGGGCUCCACGUUUUAAUCGCGAAAACGAACAACAAAUUAAUGAAGGCUUGCCAUAUAAUCAACAUCGCCGAUUUAGUGCCAGUUUCGAUGAUGAUCAGAGCGUGCGCAGUGACGGUGGUAGUAUUCGAUUAUACAGUAUAAACGAUCGUUUACGACAUUCACAAGAAAAAUUGGAACGUAGUGGCUGUAAUUUCAACUCUAUUGCCAAUUCAAAUUGGGAUAGACAGUCGCAGCAUGGUGACGAUCGUAGCGAACGCUCCUACAUCAGCAACUAUGAACGUGGUAAUAAUUAUCGCCGAGGUAAUCGUCACUUUAAUAACCGUAAUAAUUAUGAUAAACCACCCCGUUUCCAAAAGCAACAACAGAAGGAUAGCAACAUACAUAGUAACUCGUGGCGUCAGUCACGUAAUAAUUUAAUAAAUAAUUCAUAUCAAGACGAAAAUUCUUUCCGUUCGAAUGGACCCGAUUCCAAUAGUCGCAGCUCGUCUCGGGCACGUACCCUUCCACGACCCGGCAAAUCACGACACUUUGAAGACGUCGAUAAUGAUGCUAAUGAUGGUACUUUAAACUAUCGUCGCAGUAAAAGCCCUGCUACACAUAGGCAACAGCAACAGCAACAGCGUUCGCGGAAUUUCAAUGGACGAUAUAGUAGCCAGAGCAGUCUGGCCAGUGAAGCAUCGGGGGCUUUUAAUCGACGUCAACGCAAUCAAAAACUCGCACAACAGUCACAAGAACGACAAGACCGUUGGGAGGAUACCCACAGUGUGCAUGGCCAGCAAAAGGAUAAUUUAUGGGACUCAAAAAAUGAGAAUAGCGAGCUAGUGCGCAAUGCUCGUCAAACUGCGAAGUAUAUGAACUAUUUGUCUUCGAAGAAAUGAGAUGAGUCCAUUUCGCUAAUCGUAACGGAGAAAUGCACCAUGGUGGCAUUUGGUGCGUAGCAAGUGAAAUAAAAGUAAUCGAAGUGCACUAAGCAACCAGAGUAACUACGACUAAUAUAUUAGAGCAAAAAUGUUCGGUCCCCCGGAUAAUUAUUUCCCGUAUAUCAUUGCAAUCUUCGUUUGGAGUUUACUUAUAAAUUCAUAUAAAUUUUUAUUCCUUCUUAACUUAGACCAAUGUACCAUAAGUACGCGUUCCAUUGCCGAUUUUAAUUUUUUUUUUUUUUUGCUUAUAAAUGUACCCAUUUGCUUUUAUACAAAUACAAAUUGUAAAAGGCGGAAAUUCAGUUACUACCUGAAUAGUAAAAUUGGAAAGUGUUUUGAUAAUUCGAUGUUAUUAUGCUAAAGAUGGAGUAGCAACAUUUAAGGUAUAAUUUUUUACAAAUGUCUACAAGGCUCUUAUAUAAUUGUAUUUGUGAAAAAUUUACUUAAUUUGGUCUUAUUCACAUUUAUUAAUUUGUCUCGAAAAAAAAACAGAAAUGUUUCUAAUAAUAUAUUUAGGAGCACGUAAACUACUUUACAGAAUAGUUUAUACAAUUGGUUUAACCACAUUUUGAAAUUAUACCUAAAUCAUAGCACAAAUUUUAUAAUUUGGAAUUCGCGUAAGGCACGGCGGUCUUUUAUGUCUUUUAUGCUCUGGCAUACGAAAACAUUAGUAAAAAUAAAAAUUAUUUACUAUAUUACUAUAUAGAGAUAUGGAGUAUUGAAAAAACUCAAGCAUUAAGAAGUUUGUAAUUACUUCUCAUACAAAAUAUUUUUUUAAGUCCUACCCUAGUUAAAGUGAAAUUCUUUUUUUUUUAUCAACAUGGAUUAGCAUCUCUUGUUUUCUUUUUAACAAAUGAACGAACAACAUUUUAACAUAAUAUUGUCAUCACGUCCUGUGAAAAUAAAUGUACUUUCGAUAUGUCAAUCAUUUUUAACAAGGCAUUUUAGUACCACUCCGCGUUAUAUGUUGCCAUUAACAUUGCAUUAAAUUUAGGAUUAAUUAAUUAUAUGGUCACACCAAGCAUUCGUAAUAAAAAAGAAGAAUAAAUAAUAAAUUAACUUAUAAUAAACCUUAAGCAAGUAAAGAAAAUACAGGAUAAUCUGUUGCAUUGACAAAGCAAAUCUUAAUGUAUAUAAAGUAUCCUGUUACCAUAUAUCAUCAACAAUAUUGCAUAUUAAAAAUUGCAUAAUUUGGAAAGAAAGAUUUUAAUUAUAACUUAUUAUAAAAACAGGAAAACAUGAAAACAAAGUUGGAUAUUAAAGCAUUGUGUAUGCGUAUUGCAGAAAAUGAUAUAAUUGUAUAUUAUGAAUGAAUGAAAAGUAAACGGAAAACUGUAUAAUUCAAUAUUUAGUUUUUAAUAAGUCAUCAGUUAAGAAUGUAUUUACAAUUGCAUGCUGUGUGGUUUUGUUUCUAGAACAGGUAACAAAUAUUAAACAAUUAGUUCAUAAGCAAAUAGUUAUUAAACAUCCAUACAUAUAUAAAAAAUUAGAUAGAUGAGAAACAAUAAAAUCGAAGUUUUGUUAAG